Molecule: messenger RNA, 1775 nt
Organism: Notolabrus celidotus (New Zealand spotty)
Lineage: Eukaryota; Metazoa; Chordata; Actinopteri; Labriformes; Labridae
Product: platelet-derived growth factor subunit A-like
Exons: 6
Coding region: 658-1251 (197 amino acids)
Biological process (GO): positive regulation of protein autophosphorylation; positive regulation of cell population proliferation; positive regulation of MAP kinase activity
Cellular component (GO): membrane
Molecular function (GO): growth factor activity; platelet-derived growth factor receptor binding
Source: RefSeq, a predicted model, not a curated record
UCUCGACUUCAUUCACCCCGGAGAUCACAGGACCGCUGGGAACUGACAUCCAACUCCUCUGUUUGGGCAGCAGGGCGGAGAGGGUUCUGAGCCAUUUUUCAUUUAUUGAUGCCACUUCAUCCUCGAACUCGGGACAGAUCUUUUUGUUUCUGGAAGAUAUCAUUUUACAGAUCAGUGAUUUACGCACAAAGAGUGCCAAGGUACCCAACAGCUGGAGGACGAACAAAUGAGACUUUGAAGGGAUUAUAAUGAGGACAAAAUGAUGGAUAUUGAGAGAUGUGUGAAUGAUAUAGAAGAGUUUUCAUACUUCCACUGGACAUCUGUUCCUGUGAUGCCAAAACGAGCUACUGGACAUAAACUUGAACACAAUUAGAUUUAAAUUUUCCUCCCUGAUUUGAAACUUUUUCAGCUGAUUUUUGGUUCAUUUUGGAAAUCAUCUUCAGUGACUUAUCCUUUCGGCUGGAGUAGAAGAUACUUUCCUCUUCAUCAUCCUCGGUUCUUGACGCGCCCAUAGCACGCUCUUUCAUCGAGGUCUUAGUGGAGACCACUGCUCUCCCAAGGGAUGUUUGUGGGCUCCCGAGAACAGGGAGCGACAGCCCGGCUCCUGCAGAGGAUCUCCGCCUCGUCCUGGUGCCAAUGCAGCGAAUUUGAGAGGAGAUGAGAGCUGUGGUGUACCACCUCCUCGCCGGCUACCUCUGCCUUUUACGCAUCGCUGCUGAGGAGUCUCCUCUCCCCCGGGAGCUGCUGGAGCGCCUCUCCCGCAGCGAGAUCCGCAGCAUCAGCGACCUCCAGCGGCUGCUAGAGAUAGACUCCGUAGAUAAUGAGGUGAUCGAGGAGACCAAACACAGCUACUACAAGGACUUCUCUCACAGCUUCGCCGACCUUAAGAGAGCACACACACACACCAGACACAGGAGGAGCACUGUGAUAGAGGAGGCCUUGCCUGCAUCGUGUAAGGUGCGAACAAUGAUCUACGAGAUCCCCAGGAGCCAGGUGGAUCCCACCGCGGCUAACUUCAUCAUCUGGCCGCCCUGCGUCGAGGUGAAACGCUGCACCGGCUGCUGCAACACCAGCAACAUGAGGUGUCAGGCGGCCAGGAAGCACCAUCGCACGGUCAAGGUGGCAAAGGUGGAGUACGUGCGACGGCGACCCAAGCUGAGGGAGGUGCAGGUGAAGCUGGAGGAUCACCUGGAGUGCAUGUGCACCAAUAAACGGCACUCCAGUUCAAACACAGACAAUGGCAUCAGGUGAAGAGAGUCAGACUGAUAGAGGAGCAGAGGACGGAAAGAACAAGAGAACAUGAACGAGCACCUUCAGCCACUUAACAUCUCCUCUUCCUCGCCCGCCAUCAAGUGACUGAAAGGUUUGAUGGGAUUAUAUUUGGACCUCUGGGAGGAUAGCUGACUUUCAUGGACCUCAUGUGUCUCACUUUCAAAAGUGAGAAACGAACUCACGAACACAGACGCUGACGAUGCUGGUUGAAGUGGAUUCUGGGAUAUCAGAGGACUUAUUAUCUACGUCUUGUAUAAACGGCUCAGCGACUCGGAUUAUUAACUGGGUGGAAUCCUUUCUAGAAACCGUGACUGGGAUUAGAUUUUUUUUUUUACUCUUGCUCGACAAAACGCCCACACACACACAUGCACGUAUAUCCUCUUAUUUUUAUAACCCCUCAUUUUUAUCACUGCCUGUUUCUACUUCUGGUAUGUUAUCUGCAUAAAGACAGGACGGGAUACAAAUCCUCCUGACAUGUUACUGAUACUAAUAAACUAUUUAUA